AUGGAGACCUACCUCAGUAGUAUCCCAGGAUCGGCGCCAAGUAGUCAACAAGCAGCUUUUCCAUCGGAGACAACUGCGACUCCGGUUGCUUGUGUGACAGAUUGGAAAUCCCCCAUGCCAUAUCGACAUCCGAGAGCAAAACCGGCGAGUAUUACAGCUUUCGGACUGGCAUAUAGGGUCGCUCUGUACGACAUUGCUCCACAUCUACCUUGCUCGCUGCCGUUUGAGAAGACAGUCACAGGACCGACGACAACCGACCGUGGCCGGCCAGCAAAGGAUCCAUUCGUGUCCAAAGCGCCUCUUGAACACGACGUUCGAGGACUGUGCGCCCUGCCGGGAGAUGGCUUGGUCGAUGAAGACUGCGACCAGGGUGCGGACCGCUAG
Sporothrix schenckii 1099-18 is the source of this 384-nucleotide messenger RNA. RefSeq lists its product as uncharacterized. Lineage: Eukaryota; Fungi; Ascomycota; Sordariomycetes; Ophiostomatales; Ophiostomataceae. The record is from RefSeq and is a predicted model, not a curated record. The transcript has a single exon. The coding region runs from base 1 to 384 and encodes 127 amino acids.